Molecule: messenger RNA, 2054 nt
Organism: Triplophysa rosa
Lineage: Eukaryota; Metazoa; Chordata; Actinopteri; Cypriniformes; Nemacheilidae
Gene: gjz1
Product: gap junction protein zeta 1
Exons: 5
Coding region: 385-1083 (232 amino acids)
Biological process (GO): cell communication
Cellular component (GO): connexin complex
Source: RefSeq, a predicted model, not a curated record
AGCACCACUGCGCGCACAGGUAUGCGACCGACCGCAGUUUCCUCAUUCUGGCUUUGCGAGCACCUACUCAGCGUUCCAUUCUUUUGGAAAUUUGUUUUUGUUUGUUGAACAACAAGGGAAUGUGGAAAUCUCCUGCUGAUAGAUUGUGAAUGAGGCAGUGUAACAAAUGCAUAUUGCACAUAGCUAGCAGGUAUCUUUUGCUUUGGAGCAGGUUUCAGUUAAGAGUGGAGCUGCUAAAUGUGUGAGAAACCAUACUGAUGACACUUACAGUUUAGCAGACUAUAUACAAAAGGGAAGCUCACAAUUACACCACUGUUGGACAAACACACAGACCCGCCAACGCCCUAAGAAACAGAAGAGACCUCAGAACCACCCUAGGGAACAAUGGCAGCUAUUGUUACAGGUCUGAUCCCGAUCCUCCGUACCGCAGUGGACUCCACCGCCACCUAUAAAGCUCGCACCGUGUGGUUCGGCCUGCUCUGCAUCCGCCUGGUCAUGAUCUUCCUGGCUCAGUUUCCCUGGAAAGCCCUGAACGAAGACUUUCAGUGUAACGGCACGGAAACCAUCUGCACUAAAUUCUGUUUUAAUAAACAUUUUGACCAGUCUAUAAUGAUGACAUGGCAUUUUCUCUUCAUCCUUCUUGUACUCUCGGUUCUUCUCAUGGAGAUGUUCUCUUCCCAUGUUCGAUCUUCAAUCUUAAGGAAGAGGCAGAAAGAAAUGUCUUCUCAAGCCGAGGAGGGGGAUUCAGUGGAUCCCACCGUGACUGUGGGUGGUAAGAUGAUGAUAGAUCUUCAUAAGAGCAAAAAGAGCGUGUUGGUGUAUAUGUUUAGCGUGAUACUGCGGAUCGUUGUGGAGGGUUUAUUCAUGUACAUCUUGCUCUACUGGGUUCUGCCUAAAGUGAGUGAGAACAUAUACCUAUGUGAUGCACAAGAGUUAGAUAAAUGUUCACCUGUACACCAGUGUGUUGUCCGUGGAGUAGCUGAAAAGAGAAUGUCUGUCCAUUCACUGCUGUUUAUAUCUGCCCUGGUCAUUAUUUACAGUGGUAUGUUCUGUCUCUACUCCAUAUGUCACUAUCUCUGUUAAAAUGAACAAAAGUGCAGUGCAUCUGACACUGAAAACCCUGAUGUGUUGUUGUUUUUUGAACGCAUGAAUUACAAAUCUUAGUUCAUUUAAUUUAUUUACUUACAAAAUCCAUAUACCUUUUUUGCUAUAAAAUGUUGAUAUUUGCAUGCUAUUCAGGUCAUUUGUGUUUGCUGUGGUAAACAUUUGGUUCAAUGCAGUCUAUUUAUCUCCACAAUAAUGACAAGGCAUGUCAAAAAUGCAGUUUAGUGUGUUUCUGUGGACAACCAAGUUCAUUCAGUGACUGACACUGAGGCGGUCCUAAAUUUCUUUCAGUACUAUUAAGUACAUUGUAUGAAUACCAAGUUAAGAGAACUUAAAUAUAUAGUUUUUGGGAGACCCAUUAAUCAGUCAAAAGGGGGAAACAACUUUACUAAAAUAAUUGAAUAGUCAACUUUUUAAGAAUUUAACUCAAGUAAAGAUUUCCAGUCACUAGUACAUAAUGAUACUUGAUCAACAAGUUUACAUUACAAAGGUUGUCAAGUUUUGCCAACUGAAAAUUAAUUUUUAAUACACUUUUUCAAACACUUAUCUGUUUUAAUAUGUCAACUUAUUACAUUUUACUGUGACGUGUAUUGCAAAUAAUGUGAUUGUUUUUUGUAAUGUAAUCAUAUUUGUAAUUUGCUAUUUAUCUUUGCUAUAAACAAGAACAAAAAUUGGUUAAAAUGCUAAUAAGAGCUGUAUGUCAUCUUCCUUUUUAGAAUCUUUGACAUGGUGUUUCUGCAUCAGCCAUUUUUUGUGUGGGUUGGGUGAGAAGUCGUUUUGUGUGCGUCCAUGUCACUUCAUGUGAGUGCUGACCUAGCUGUUUCAUUUCAGAGUCUAACAGUUGUUCUUAGACUUAGACUUAUACCCAGGACAUUUAUUCAGUUUUCAUAAACAUGCCCAAAAGCAUACUUCUGUGCAUUUUGAGACAAAACAAUGGCACUGAUGAAUUU